Messenger RNA from Prunus dulcis (almond), 3581 nucleotides. RefSeq names its product B3 domain-containing protein Os07g0679700-like. The transcript is spliced from 13 exons. The coding region runs from base 479 to 3415 and encodes 978 amino acids. NCBI's taxonomy places the organism in Eukaryota, Viridiplantae, Streptophyta, Magnoliopsida, Rosales, Rosaceae. Gene Ontology annotation, molecular function: DNA binding; zinc ion binding. The record is from RefSeq and is a predicted model, not a curated record.
GAAACCGUCGGUGAGCGUAUCAGUGUCCUAAUAGGAAAACUGAAAAUACAAGGGGAGUGUACAGUGUACACUGUGUGUCAAUGAUCGAGUAAAAAAGGAGACGACUUGUUAAGCGGUGUGUCUUCAAGUGUCGUGCAUGCAUUUUAUGCAUCUGUUGCUUUGCAUGCACUCUCUCUCUCUCUCUCUCCCCCAUUCUCUCUCUCUCCCCUUCUCUCUCUUACCCUCUUUCAUAUACAAAAUACACGCUUUCUUUCUUGGUCUUACCCACAGAGCCCAAAACCCCCCACCCCAACUCGCCGUUACAACUUACGUUUGUGAAACGGUAAAAAUCCACUGAGUUUGACUCGUUUCUUCUUCCGCAGCUCACUCUAUUCUGCUCAUGGUUUCUGCCCAGUAUUUGAAUGACUAGUCGUUUUCAAGAUUUGGGUUUUGCAGAUUUGGACAAAAAAAAGGGUUUGCAGGGGUUGAAUUUGGGAUAAUGGGGUCCAAGAUUUGCAUGAAUGUUUUGUGUGGAACGACUAAUACGCACGAAUGGAAGAAAGGUUGGCCUUUACGAUCUGGUGGAUUUGCCCAUCUAUGCUUCAAGUGCGGAGCUGCAUAUGAGAAAUUAGUUUUCUGUGAUAAAUUCCAUGCGGGGGAAAGUGGUUGGAGGGACUGCAGUUUGUGCCGCAAGCCUCUCCACUGUGGAUGCAUAGUCUCGAAGUCAUUGUAUGAGUGCCUGGACUAUGGGGGUGUAGGGUGUAUUAGCUGUGCAAAGAGUUCUCAACCUCGUGUGAUCCAGAAUGAUGAUGUUCUGAAUGGAUUUGGUGGAUUGAAAAUAAGUAACUAUAGUGAUCGGCAAUCUACUGUUGUUCAGAAUGGAGCAUUUAGUAAUACUGUUGAUGAAGGAAAACUUUUGCAAUUGUGCAAAAUCAUGGAGGCAAAUGAAUCCAACCUUUUGCCUCAACCUCAGAGAGGUGACAUAAAUGUAUCCCUUGUGCAAAAGAAACAAGAAGAAGUGAUAAAUCAUAAGGGGGAAGUUGGCUUGGGAUUUUCAAGUACCACUCAGCCAUCUAUUGGAUCAUUGACAUUUUCCAAAUCUGACAAUGGUAGAACAAUGAUAGAGGAUAUGAAUAAAUCAUCCUCUCAGCCAUCUUUGAGUAUGACUUUGGGAUCCCCAUCUGCAACUCCAAGUUUUGUACAACCCUUUCCUGGGGGGCUUGUGGAUGGAAGAGAACAGAGCAAGACACCUUCUUCCUUUCAACAGGGGCAUGGAAGAGAACAGGGCACGACACCUUCCUUCCAGCAGGGGCUUGUGGAUGGAAGAGAACAGAGCAAGACAUCUUCUUCCUUCCAACAAGGGCUUCUCGAUGGAAGAGAACAGAGCAAGACAUCUUCUUCCUUCCAACAAGGGCUUGUGGAUGGGAGAGAACAGAGCAAGACACCUUCUUCCUUCCAACAAGGGCUUGUGGAUGGAAGAGAACAAAGCAAGACACCUUCUUCCUUCCAACAGGGGCAAAAAUCUAGGCCUAUUUUGCCCAAGCCCUUGAAACCUGGUGUCGCUAUGAGUUCAGAGACAAAUAAAGGUGGAUUUCCUAAUGUGCGUGUUGCAAGGCCACCUGCUGAAGGGCGGGGGAAGAAUCAGUUACUUCCUCGAUACUGGCCGAGGAUUACUGAUCAAGAGCUGCAGAAAUUAUCUGGAGAUUUGAAUUCUACUAUUGUGCCACUGUUUGAGAAGGUGUUGAGUGCCAGUGAUGCAGGUCGAAUUGGUCGUCUGGUUCUCCCAAAAGCAUGUGCUGAGGCGUAUUUUCCUCCUAUUUCUCAAUCAGAAGGCCUUCCUAUAAAGAUUCAAGAUGUGAAGGGGAAUGAAUGGCUCUUUCAGUUCAGAUUUUGGCCAAAUAAUAAUAGCAGGAUGUAUGUUUUAGAAGGUGUAACACCUUGCAUACAGUCUAUGCAAUUGCAAGCGGGUGAUACUGUGACAUUCAGUCGGAUAGAUCCUGGAGGCAGACUUGUAAUGGGAUUUCGGAAGGCAUCCAAAUCGCUAGAUAUGCAGGACCCCCAAACAUCUAUCCUUCCCAACGGCAGCACUCCUGGGGAAACUUCCUGUCCUAGUGUUGUUGAGAAUCCAGCAACUGGAAGUGGUAACCCCGGCCUUUUCCAAACAAAUACAGGAAGCAAGGAUCCUCACCUACAUGCUUUAUCGGAACAUUUGCAUUUGACUGAUGGGGAUAUGAGCUUGCAUAAAAAUGAUUAUCAUGGUCACAGAACAAGUGAGGAUUUGCUGCAGCAGCCAGUGUCGAAUUCUGACAAGAAGAGGGCCCGAAAUAUUGGGCCAAAAAGCAAGAGGUUGCUCAUGCAUAGUGAAGAUGUUCUGGAGCUGAGGCUGACAUGGGAAGAAGCACAGGACUUGCUUCGUCCACCCCCGAGUGUCAAACCAAGCAUUGUCACUAUUGAAGAUCAUGAAUUUGAGGAGUAUGAUGAGCCCCCAGUUUUUGGGAAGAGAUCUCUAUUCACUGCCUCAUCAUCUGAGAGACAGGAACAAUGGGCUCAAUGCGAUGAUUGCUCCAAGUGGCGGAGGUUGCCUGCUGGUGUUCUUCUCCCUCCAAAGUGGACAUGUUCAGAAAAUUCUUGGGAUACAAGCAGGCGCUCAUGUUCUGCACCAGAGGAGAUGAGCCAGAAGGAUUUCGAUAGUCUUCUAAGAGCAAGCAAAGAUUUAAAGAAGCGAAGAAUCAUAGAGAACUGUACGGAAACCCAAGUACAUGAACCUUCUGGUUUGGAUGCCCUGGCUAGUGCUGCCAUUCUGGGAGAUAAUGUGGUUGACUCAGGUGAGCAAUCAGUUGGAGCCACCACCAGACAUCCACGUCACCGCCCAGGCUGCACUUGCAUAGUAUGCAUUCAACCACCAAGUGGGAAGGGCAAGCACAAGCCAACAUGCACAUGCAAUGUGUGCUUGACAGUUAGACGGCGCUUCAAAACCCUCAUGAUGCGCAAGAAGAAACGCCAAUCAGAACGUGAAGCAGAGAAUGCUCAGAAGGAUAAUAACAACCACAAGGAUGAGUCAGAAAUAAAUGGCACAUCAACAGAGGUUGGGUUGCAUAUGAAUCACUCAUCAGAGAAUGGAGGCUGCCAGGGCAGAAUUGAAGCUGAUGUGGCUGAAAGUUCCACCGCUGGACAAAUUGAUCUGAAUUGUGAACCCAACCCGUAUGUGCAGGCUUCAGGAUUGACCUUGUUGAGGCUUGCUGACGCUGUCUCCCAACCAUUAAACAACUACAGGAAGGAAAGUUGCCUCGCAAACAUGAUGUGCGAGCCACAGGCAGGUAUUGGUUCCUCUUUACUUACACAAGCUACUGAUGAGAGUGAAAGACGCCUGUCAAAUGAAGGCUGCCUUUCAGCUGUUGCGGCGUGGGACUGUGAGGGUAGAGGUGAUGCAGACUGAAACAAUCCGGCUGUUGCCCUGGUUCUUUGUUUUUUUGGUUGUCAAAGUAUAACUUUAUUUUGUUUUUACUUUUAAUGGGCAGUGUUAUACAUCUCUACCAGUUCCAUAGAGUCAAUGAAUGCCUUUACCUCCAAGUCAAAACAGACGAAUCCAUGGUGUUUAUAAA